AUGGUGAGCCAGGGUUCUUUCAUCGGGGCUCCUUUUGCAUUCGGUAGCCCUCAUGCAACUGACGGAGCAGCAACACCCAACCCGACCUGCGGACCAUGCUGCUACGCGGAGCCCCCGCCAAUGCAACAGCCACGACACGGCUUGUGGACAUGGAGCAGGGAUGGGCGCCUUAAACUGACAUGUGAGCAGCCUAUUGUACCAGUUCCUGUCAUCCAAGAGAUUCAUAGACGUGACAAGAUCAUCGAAGUGCCCCAAGUAGAUGUGGUGGAUGCCGUUAAGCCAAGAGUGUUCAACCAAGGGGUGGAACAUGAGGUCCCUAAAAUGCGCAUUGAUGCUCAACCGGUAACAAUUGAAAUUCCCAAGUACAAGUAUGUGGAAAGGGAAGUUUUGGUUCCGAUUGUAACUGGAUACACUCACAAAUUCGUGCCAAAGUGGGAAAUCAGGGAAGUACCCCGUCCAGUGGUGAAGUAUGUCGGAGAGCAAGAAACAAUUGAAGUCGAAGUCCCUCAAGUUAAGUUCGUGGACAGGAUCGUCGAGAAGGAAAUUGUGGUUGACACGAUCGAAAAGAAGGUUCCAAAGAUUAUCGAGGUCCCCAAAUACGUAGACACUGUGAAGUAUGUCUGGAAACCCGUGGAGAAGGUAGUGCACGUUGAGCGUUUUGUGCCAAAAUUCGACGUUUCUCUUGAAUGCCCAGCUCCUCUUAUCGUUCCUUACCCUGUCCAGAAGGUAACGGAAAUGCCAGCAGUUAUGGUGAGAAAGACCCCAGCAGAAAUACAAGAAACAGAGGUAGAAGUCGUGUCUCCAGAAGGAACGGUUCGCGUCCCCGAAGAAUACAUCCGCGAAUACAAAAAGACAGAAGCUCAAGAAGGAGGAAUUUUGUGCCAAACAAUGGAGUGCUGCGGUGCUGACAAGGAAGACGAAGUGCUGUAUUCUCAGGGCGACCUCAGUUGGAUGCAGCAACAUGAAGAUCAGGAGUCAAAGACAGAGCAAACACCCCAAGACGCCCAAGAAUUCACAGGAGGCAGCCAAACAGGAGCAGUUUUGACUAGGCCACAACAACGCGACGACUCCGAAGGCCGCCCCUGCAGUGGAGAAAGCGAGGAGGCUCACUGA
Molecule: messenger RNA, 1113 nt
Organism: Eimeria maxima
Lineage: Eukaryota; Apicomplexa; Conoidasida; Eucoccidiorida; Eimeriidae
Product: Chromosome III, complete sequence, related
Exons: 1
Coding region: 1-1113 (370 amino acids)
Source: RefSeq, a predicted model, not a curated record